GUGCAAGGUGUGAGGUGAACUUAACGUUUACAGUAUACCGUGAGUGCUUCAGAGAACAAGAAAUGUUAAUCCUCUUUAAUUGUCCAACAGUGAUCGUGUAGUGAUACUUCGUUCAAGUGUUAAUUCCGUCCAUCAUGAUACACAAGUGUUUCUUGUACAUUAAUGUCUGUACAAAAUACUAAUUACGACCUGGCGUCAGGUGUUUGUUAGGUGCUGCAUUCCGGAAACACUUGUUUUGUUACGAUUGGUAUAUUCACCGAACUGAAAUAUGUUGGUGUAUUGCAACAAAGACGUGUAUCAGAUAUCGUUGUGGCAGACAAUCGCAGAAGCUGUGUGAAUAGUAAACAAAUUACAAAAUUAUCCAGGUGUGUUCGGAAGUUUAAAUUGUUCAUAUAUAAGCCUGCGGUAACAGACAGGUAUACUCAACGAUGUUUGGGCUGUGAACUGAAUAUGUUAGGAAUGUCUAAUCCAGAAAUGUCACUUUUGCUCAAUAUUCCACUUUAUGUUAUGGAAAUAAGUCUAUGAAACUUAUACGUGUGUUCAUGCAGUGAAAUAGGGCAGUGCCCCAUUAUGUUAACGUGGAAAAAUUCAUGAACUGUUUGUGAACGUUAUUAUUGUCUUCUUAAGACAGCAUUAAGCAUUCUGUUGAUAAGUAAGACGCAGUCUUUUAUUAACAAACAAAAAUUAUUACACGUGUGUGAUCUUAAACACUAACGUCCUGACGGAACAUCUUGGCGCUGUGUGACUUAAUACAAAGUCUGUGGUGUAUAUUUCUGGCAAAGUAAUUUCGUCAUAUGUGGAACUGUGUACUGGAAACCAAAGUUAAGAGGUAUGACGGUCGUAGCCGAUCCAUCGCCCCUGUACGUACGGAUCUCGUUCUGUCAAGUUUGCCGCAACUGAGUGGUCACCGGCUGCUACCGCGAUUUGCGACCUUCCGGUGGACGAUUGGCGUUCCUAUAUAAUGAGGGAGCUGGACACAGUCAGCCCGGUCGUGUGGCCUGCUUGGUGCUAUACAGGGGAAGGUCAGGGAGACUCCGAGACUGUGCCGGUUGUAACCGAUCUUCACCACCAGCAAGUACCUGCAAGUGCAGCAUCCGCCGCUGUGGCGUCAGCCAAGCCUCGGGGAAAGCGUCGUGGCGCAACAGUAUCGAGGGACAACGGUGCUACGGCCACCAUGAAUGGCGCCUCCAACACGACGGAACACCACCACCACCAUAACAACAACAACAACAAUCCCUCCGUGAAAACCGAAAGGCUGAGUCCCUCAACAACAACGUCUGCUACGGCCCCCACCGCCACGACCAUUGUUACGGGAGGUGGACCCGGCAAUGCGACCUCAAACACGCCCGACAACAAUAGUUCGUCUUCCAGAAGUGCGACCCCGUCCUCGUCGUACCCCGGAACCCCUCCAGGAGCCCUGACUGCUGAGAGAGCGGCAAGCCCGUCGUCUUCUUCCGCGGGGCAAUUCAAACAUAUGGAACAGAUGAUGAGUCGCAAUUACAGCGACUUCAUGCGGAGCCUCGCAGCGAAGUACAACAACGCCAACCCGAACGACUACUUCAGCUCGCCUACCAGAAAUGGUUUCCCUGUGGGUUUGGAUCCUCGAUUCACACCAUUUAAGACCGGCGCCACUUCUUUCGUGAGCCUGAUGACACCCCUUGGAACUGCGACGAUGCCAUCUCCGGGUCAUCAGAAGAAUAACAGUACGACGGCGAACAGUAAUAGUGCGUCUACGACAUCGGGUAACUCCAUCGGUGGUACUUCUGCGUCUUCAAAAGAGUGUAUUAUAGACAUGAACCAUCUGAAAAAACCCGUCUCUUCGUCGGUGGAAGCUCAGCAAGCCUUGUAUGCUGCCGCCGCAGCCAAUUUUGGUGCGAACCCGUUCAGCACUGCUGCGAGUAGCAACACCCCCAUAUUCCCUCCCCUCAUAGACAUGAGCUCAACCCAGGCUCUCCUCAGCAUGGUGCGAACAGCCAGUGCACACAACGCGUCUCAGCUUGAGAAUUACCUGAAGGGCGCUAACAAGAGGCCGUCGCCCUCCGAAAGCAGCCCCCUCGAUCUUUCUUCUGGGUCCAUCCCUACGUAUAAGAGAUCACGGACUAACAAGGGUGCUGGUGGUGCUAGUGAGACUAUAUUCCUAAACAGUGACUCUUUACUUCAUGUGCCGAUGGUUGAUGCGUUGAGGACUACGAAAGAGAGGCUUGGAAAAAGGACUGGAAGUGUCUCGCCCAAGCCUCCGGUGAGAAAUAAUGGCGGUAGUUCUGCCGGGAGUAGCCCGAGGUUGUUACCGUCGUCCACCGUGACUUCGGCGUCCGCGACAGCGAGUCAACAGCACGUUUUGGGAAGGAACCUGCCGUGUCUAUCCAUGUGUUCGGCGGACAGGGCGUGUUCUUCGGGUGGCGACCCUCAAGCCAUGGCGCAGUGGAGUGUUGAGGAUGUGUGCAGUUUCGUCGCGUCCAUUGACAUCUGCGCCGAAUAUGCACCGAAUUUCCGGGAGCAGCGCAUUGAUGGCUCAUCAUUGCCACUUUUGACUGAGGACCACCUCACAGUGACCAUGGGCAUGAAGUUAGGGCCAGCGCUUAAACUGCGAGCAACACUGUCUCGUCGCCUCGGCCACUGUGCCAUCUGCCUUCAUUGCGUCCACUGCCACAACACGCCCACCUCAUUGGCUGCCAUUGUUUCGCCAGCUCGAACGCCACCUUCAGUACUUAGCAGUGCCAUUGGCAGACCAAACAGUACUGGAAAUUGAAAUUCAGUAGUAAUAAUUUAUCUUUAUCUUUUCCUGUGUUCACAGUCACCUCUGAUCUCAUUAAUAAUGACUGCCACUGUGAACAGUUUCUAGGUGUCCGCCGCGUGUUUUGAAAUUUUAUUCUGCCUUUUAAGUGACCAAGUUAUAUUUACUCAUGUCCACAUCGGCACAUUCUGAUGUUUUUGGGGAAUUGCAAGUACUGGGCACAUAUAAUAUUGCAAAUUUACAAAGAAUGCGUUUGAAAUGCUGUGUUCUGGUAUAAAUUACACCUUUCCAGUCUUAUUUGUAUGAUGACUAACUGUCUUGUAUAUUGUUUAGAAAAUACCACCAGUGCUUGAAGAUAAAUAACGGAAGUCGUAAGAAGGGCACGUGAUCUUCCACUUCUGAAUUACGUUUUUAGUGCAAAUGAAAUAUGAUUGCUAAUGAAGAAAUCACCGUAAUUUCUGCCGUAUUAUAAAACUGAAUUCAAUGGAUUUCAACAGAUUGAAAAUACCAGUUAGAGUGAGCAGAUACUGAUGAAGAGGUACAUCACAACAGUGUUCUGUAUCCGCAAUAUUCACUUUAUUAGUUGUAAGAGCCUCAAAUGAGUUAGAUCCAAACUCAUGAAGUAUUUAGAGAAUUUGAGUCAAUUUUAUCUCUUUGUGAAGUUCUGGUGAUCUAACUAAACAAUUAGUGGUGCUAUUGUUUUGGAGCGGUUUAGUUAAACACUGAAAUUGCUCAACAGAGUUUUUGGGACCAUUGCGUACCACAGUAUAUUGUAAGAGACUCUAUGAAGGCCAAACAGUGAUCUCUGACCGAAGUGCAAUAUUGUACAGAUAUCUAUUAAUAAUGUAUUCUGGACUCAUGUUAUAUAUCAGUCGUCAAAUUUAACAUAUUUGUUGUAUAUCUGCUUUAUUUAUGUUCAUGUUUGUUUUUUUGUGAUUUACUAAACAAGCAGUUCUCUUUAUCCAGUUUUUAUUAUCCCACUGACAAUAUUUCAAGGGAUUGCAUUCUUUCAGUAUCAACAAUUUAAUCAUGAAAUUUAAUUUGGAAAUGUUAUAGCUGUCACAGUUGACAUAAUUAAUAUCUAGUUUGUCAUUUCUUCGCGUCCCCUCCUUCAGAACAAGACCUUGCGCGCUUGGCCACACCUGGGCUUCUACCGUCUCAGGCUAGAUCACCGCAAGCCUGAAAAACACCAAGACUGCCACCUUGGGAUUUGGGCAUCUAGGCAUCCCCUGUUACUACUCCCCCCCCCCCAGUAGUGCCCCUGAUGGGGAUUUCUGCCCCAGGGGUUUUACCACUAAGGCCUAAUCCCCAUGCUGUCUGAUCAAGGGGGAUUCUUUCCUGUCUUGCCCAGCUGGACUUCCAAAAUCGAUAGAUUUGCCCUCACUGGUUCUUCAGACUCACCUGAGCAUCUACCAUUAUGGGUUAAACCACCUAGGGAUACCCCAUCCCCUGUAAUUUCCCCGUAGGUGCCUGGCUACCUAUAGGGCAAGGCCACAUCAGGCCCCCCCCACUUUCUCCAACCAAACAGGGCUUGUCACUUCUGGUUCUUUACCACCCUGGCCUUUCAGGAAAAUGCUUUGUAUCACCCAGGUACUUUACUGCUGAGCUAAUUUGCCCAAAGGAAAUAAAGAAUUUGGAAUUUCAAAAAAAAAUCUUAUUUUGCAUGUAUCAUCGACCUUCACAUUCAUAUUUUGCGGAUACAAACUAUUAUGAACAAAGCUGCAUAAUUACAAAUUUUGUACAUUGAGUUGUAUAUAUAUAUGUUUUUUCAUUUGAUGAACGUUGAUUUGAACUGUAUGCAAAGUAGGGGUUAUAUAGUGACUGUAUAUAGACCACAAUAAAAUUCAUCCAGUAACUUUCGGUGUAGACCUCAAUACCAAAUUCUGCCAAAAUCAGUGGAAUCAUUUUAGAGAUAAAACAUACAAGAUAGACAGAAAGGCAUGACAUAAUUAAGUACUUAUUGUAAUAAAUGUGAAUUAAUUUUUUUUUUAGUUAUAUAUCAUGUUGUUGAACGUCAGAAAUCCACACAUUUAUGAUUGAUCAAGUGUUGAUAUUGUUUUAAUAAAAUCCAUUAGCAGACCAAAUUGGUGCUGUAAUGUGCUUCUUCAUUAUGAUCUUUUUUCUUAAUACAGGGUGAUGCCACUCUUUUUGUUUCAUCUGACAUUCAUCUGCAGGUUGCUGGACUAACCUAUAUCCGCCAUGUUAUAUAUAGGUCUAUUUUCAUGGUGUCAUGGUUUUCAGUUACUAAAUUAGUUUCCAUAACCUAAAAUAUUUAUAAAUUUGCAUAACUAAACCGGUUAUGGCACCGGAGAUGUUAAACUGACUACUUCCAUUUACGGCAUCUAUCAUAAAAAAUAAAAUAUAUGUCAUUAAGACAAAGAAAGGAAGACAACACAUAUUCCCUAGUCUGAUGAAAGUUUCAUUUUACAUGUUAACAUCCAAAUGAUAUAUAUGUACUUAUUUAUUAAAGAUAUUAAAAUGAUAGGAAAAUUUUGUAUCAUACAUUUACGCAGUUCUAACCAUGUGUAUGUUACAUUUUUGACUGCUGUGAUAUUGUGUCAUAUUUAUAUGGAAUUAAAGUGCAUUCCUGACUGAGUGCCUUAUAAAGUAAAUGGCAUAAUGUAAUUACAUAAUUUUUUACUAUGAUGAUUAUUGCUCACUGAUACUUGUAAUGUGUAACGUUAUUAAUCUAUCGAAUAUCGUUACAGGUCUAUCAUCAUACACGAUGCUCAAAACCAAUUAAUAAAUACUGUCUUAUAACAAUUAAGGCACUAGAAGUAGCUUUGUUUCAGUUUCGUAAUCUUAUGGAGAAAAUUUGACAUAAACUGAAAUUAACUUUAAUCUAGAUAUCUAGGAGAUGCUGCAAUUAUUGUCGGCUAAACUUACAUGUGCGAACAUAAUAGCAGAUCCAUGAAUAUUUUUGGUACAGUAGUUACUAUCAUAGUAUAGUAAUUUAUUUCCUUUGAUAAUUUUAUUUUUAUAUCUGAGUUUGAAAAGUUGAUCAGUAUUUAAUGAUGACUGCAGGAAAAGGAAAUUCAGACACUUGGUAAUUGUUACUGGGUGCAUGAUACUGUCAUGGGUUCACAGUGGGUAUUUAAUGUUAGAAUACUUCAGAUUCUGGGAUAUUAGCAAGGGAUUUUCUUUUCAUAUAAUUGCUGCAUCUUGAAUCUGAAUAGUAAUUUUGUAGAUUUUCUGUCUGCAUAAGUUAGAAACUUAAAUGACAUUUCCCAUGGCUCUGGGAGGUCUAUGAAACAAACAGAUCAAAAUCAGGAUCAUUACUGUGUUUGUGGUUGAAAUUAGUUAAUUUGUUCUGUCUUUCUGAAGGCAAAACUAUUGUUCCUUUAUAUAUUUUAAUAUACUGUACUAUUGGAAAUCAUAAACAUGGCGGUAAGAGUAUACAGUAAAGUUUCAUUUGAAUGUUUUGUACAUAUGAAAUUAUCCUGAUUUUUAAAUAUUAAUUUUUAAGUCAUAUUUAGUACUUAAUUUAUGCUGAAGACUAAAUAAACUACAAAGUUACAUGCAUAUAAAAUUAUUCAUAGAGCAUAAUUGUUCAUCACAUUUUUAUGCAUUCAUUAUUAGCAAAUCUCACUGACUUGUUAGUUUCAGUGAGUUUAUGUAUUGCAAUUGUUUUUAUAUGAGGAUAUUUUGUUGCACUUCAUAUGACAGGCAAAUGGUAAGAAUGGUGGACUGUAAUUAUUAAUAGAGAAGAGUGCCUUUUAAAUGAACUGUAAGGUCUAUUCUUUCAUAUCACUGUUUGUGUUUUAUGUAGGUGCAUUAACAGUAUGAAAGAAUGGAGGUGGUAUGCUGUGAGUAUAUAAUCUGAUGUGGUGUAAUGUAUUUUUUGUUAGGACAUUGUUUAUAAAUAAAUCAUAACUGUUUCAAAGAUCA
Zootermopsis nevadensis is the source of this 6622-nucleotide messenger RNA. It is a transcript of the gene Samuel, whose product is annotated as SAM-motif ubiquitously expressed punctatedly localized protein. Gene Ontology annotation, cellular component: nucleus; PRC1 complex. Gene Ontology annotation, molecular function: histone binding; chromatin binding. NCBI's taxonomy places the organism in Eukaryota, Metazoa, Arthropoda, Insecta, Blattodea, Termopsidae. Gene Ontology annotation, biological process: negative regulation of DNA-templated transcription. The record is from RefSeq and is a predicted model, not a curated record.